AGGUGAUCAACCCAAAGAAGAAAAUGAAGAAAAAGAAAUACGUGAAUUCCGGAACUGUCACCCUGCUUUCCUUUGCUGUGGAGUCGGAGUGUACCUUCCUAGACUACAUCAAAGGAGGGACUCAGAUCAACUUCACCGUGGCCAUCGACUUCACAGCCUCCAAUGGGAACCCCUCACAGUCCACAUCUCUGCACUACAUGAGCCCUUACCAGCUGAACGCCUAUGCGCUGGCACUGACGGCCGUUGGUGAGAUUAUCCAGCACUACGACAGUGACAAGAUGUUUCCUGCCCUGGGCUUUGGGGCCAAGCCCCCGGACGGCAGGGUGUCCCACGAGUUCCCACUGAACGGUAACCAGGAGAACCCCUCAUGCUGUGGCAUCGAUGGCAUCCUGGAGGCCUACCACCGCAGCCUGCGCACGGUGCAGCUCUACGGCCCCACCAACUUCGCCCCGGUCGUCACCCAUGUGGCCAGGAAUGCCGCAGCCGUGCAGGACGGCUCCCAGUACUCCGUGCUUCUCAUUAUCACCGACGGGGUCAUAUCCGACAUGGCACAGACCAAGGAGGCCAUCGUCAACGCCGCCAAGCUGCCGAUGUCCAUCAUCAUCGUCGGAGUGGGCCAGGCGGAGUUUGACGCCAUGGUAGAGCUGGACGGUGAUGACGUACGGAUCUCCUCCCGGGGGAAACUGGCUGAGCGGGACAUCGUUCAGUUUGUGCCCUUCCGGGACUAUGUGGACCGCACAGGCAACCACGUGCUCAGCAUGGCCCGCCUGGCCCGAGAUGUGCUGGCCGAGAUCCCAGAACAGCUGGUGUCCUACAUGAAGGCCCAGGGCAUCCGCCCGCGACCCCCUCCCGCAGCGCCAGUGCACUCACCCCCGAAGUCCCCGGCCCGCACGCCCCCCGCCUCCCCGCUGCACACACACAUCUGA
Molecule: messenger RNA, 926 nt
Organism: Castor canadensis (American beaver)
Lineage: Eukaryota; Metazoa; Chordata; Mammalia; Rodentia; Castoridae
Gene: Cpne5
Product: copine 5
Biological process (GO): cellular response to calcium ion
Cellular component (GO): plasma membrane
Molecular function (GO): calcium-dependent phospholipid binding
Source: RefSeq, a predicted model, not a curated record